Molecule: messenger RNA, 5484 nt
Organism: Ixodes scapularis (black-legged tick)
Lineage: Eukaryota; Metazoa; Arthropoda; Arachnida; Ixodida; Ixodidae
Gene: Arl4
Product: ADP-ribosylation factor-like protein 4A
Exons: 1
Coding region: 263-859 (198 amino acids)
Biological process (GO): vesicle-mediated transport; intracellular protein transport
Cellular component (GO): cytoplasm
Molecular function (GO): GTPase activity; GTP binding
Source: RefSeq, a predicted model, not a curated record
CCCUCCUCCGCGCUCGCCAAACUGGCAGGUUGUAUCUUUGUAUUGUGCAUCUCGGUCGUCCGUCGGGAUGCGAUUGCUUGGCGUCGAGACCGUCGAGGCGUCUAGCGUCCUCACGACGCUCUGAAGCACGUCCGUACCGCCUCCCCGGACCCCACAACGCGCCGAACCCUGCCUCGGAUACACCGUGAUGCGACCGCCGACGACCCCCAGCGACGAUGUUAGCCCUACGGAGCGUCCGACGCCGUAGGCCUGUCGAGUUGCCAUGGGCUCCGCAAUGGGCAAAGGAGCGUCCCUUCUCGACAGCCUCCCGCCGAACCAGUCCCUGCACGUCGUCAUGCUGGGUCUCGACUCCGCCGGUAAGACGACCGCCCUGUACCGGCUCAAGUUCGACCAGUACCUGAACACGGUGCCCACGAUCGGCUUCAACUGCGAGAAGAUCAAAGGCACCUGCGGCAAAGCCAAAGGCACCAGUUUCCUGAUCUGGGACGUCGGCGGCCAGGACAAGCUCCGGCCGCUGUGGCGGUCCUACACCCGCUGCACUGACGGGAUCGUGUUUGUGCUGGACAGCGUCGACGAGGAACGGAUGGAGGAAGCCCGCAUGGAGUUGCUUCGAGUGGCCCGCGAGAAUUCGGGCGUGCCUGUGCUCGUGCUGGCGAACAAGCAAGACCUCCCGGGAGCCAAGGAGCCCCGCGAGAUCGAGCGUGUGUUGGGGCUGCACGAACUCGGCGCCGGACACCUCUGGCACGUGCAGCCCGCCUGCGCCAUCAUCGGCGAGGGUUUGGACGACGGACUAGAAGCUCUUUACGACAUGAUUGUCAAGCGAAAGCGACUCGCCAAGCAAGCCAAAAAGAAGAGGUAAUUGCGGUAGGGCGAGGCGUCGCCGUGUGUGGUUCGGGAUGUUCGAUCCGCCUUCGACGUGUUUCGUUGAGCGACGUUUGAUGGUGGUCGCCGGUAGCGUUUAGGGGGGUGCCCUGCCCGAAAAUGUUUUCCGCGACACCGAGUUUCUUACGCACCGUUUUUUUCUUUUAUGCGGGUCGUUAGUGAGACCGUAAGGACGUCAGGGCCCACGGUAACCUUCUAUUUUUAGAGUUGCGGGGGCCGGUUAAGCCCGACGACACGGCUAUCGAGGGCAGUGCGUCGCGUCAUUUCGUCGUUGUGUCGAGCAUUGUGUGACCGGCGCUCGUCCCCGCCACACGCCUCGGCGGCACCGCCACUGCCUCGCACAGGUGUAAAAAAGAGUCGCCCUCUUUUUUCUUUUCUUUUUGCGGUUUGUGUGUUUUGUUCGGUCUUCUGGAACGAGCUGUCGAAGCGCGUGACGUCAUCAACGCGUCCGCGUGCGCAUUUGGGAAAGAGGACGCGCGGGCGAAGGAACCGGUCCCGCAAACAGGCGCCAUCUCCGAGCGUGAAAACUAACCUGACGCGUUUCGUUCACAAUUGGCUUUAUCGUGCGCGCAGGUAGAUACGUCUUCCGGAUGUUUAUACCCUCAACAAACGCGCAGUCAUUGACCUAAGUGUGUCGGGUAUUUAAAAAAAGAGUGAUGGAAAGUCUAGCUGGGCUUUUCCCUGAGUAACGAGAUAAAACAAACCUGCUGAUUUGCUCGGGCUUAUUUCUUCAAGUUGUACUAGUUUUUUUUUUUUUUUUCGGCAGUUAAAUAACAAAGUUACAUAGCGAACAAAUGGUGUCAUGCCAUCUUUGGUCAUGCUGUGUCAGUAGUGAAGAUGUCUGAUUACAUUUGGUGUAUCGUCAUUUCAGAUCUGCGCACCAUGACCAGUGUUUUGGGGUGCAGGCCUGGAACCAAAAAACAUUAAAUACCUAUUUGACUCAGAUGGCAUAGGCAAAACCGGAAUGAACGAGAAUUACAGAGAGCAGGAAGGUCUACUUGGAAUGAAGAGCGUGCUGGUAGGGGUAAAAUAUAGUUGUGCAACCACACAUGUACUUGCUGCAGAGGCAGGAUAUCCAGUUACUACACUUGCACAGCUAGGUUCAGUGCCAUUGCUGCUGUAGAAUAAAGCUGCAUUGCCGUGCUUGGUGAAAGCUUGCUCUUCAGAUUGCAACAUAAUGCUAACCUUUGCCAAUCGUUCUUGUUAUUUUAAUUUACAGGAGCCUGUUGUUUCCGCUAGGUUCAGUGUAUGCACACAUCUUGUUUUCGAAGUGAGUGGCUUGGGUAACUAAUGUCACUGGAGGCUUGGAAAGUGACGUCAAGGUCCCCACACGUUCGACGUUUGGGCCCAUGGGAUGAAUAAUUUGCACCUUGACCUCUCCAGUUUGGAUGCAUUGAACCAAAAUUGUGGCAACAGAUUGUUUCACAGACAUUCCUCGUGCACAAGACUUUUGUUAGAUCUGAAACUGAUUGCAUUGUCAGCCUGCGUCCGACCUCACUUUUUCGCGGCAUUCGGUUCAUAGGAAAUAUUUUAAGCAGUCUGUUAGCAGACAAUGUAUGAUGCUUUCCUGUUUUAUUUCCGUCCGUGAAUGGUGCUUCGUAGCAGCCGAACUGCCUUCUUCACUCGCUCUGCAAGAGGCAAAUUACAAUUUGCUCUCGCAGUGGCCAAAAUCAUGCCCCACGGGAGAUAAGCCAUGUUGACAAGUCGAUUGAAUAUAUAGUGGCAAAGACACUGCAAUCUGAAAGGAACACUUUUAGUAGGAUGAUACAGCAUCCCGAUCUAGGCGCAGCUGGUUUGGAAUGCACCCUCACGAAGCUAUGAGGAUUUUAAAGAACCAAGACGGCAAUUUCCAUGGCAGCAAAUAUCUUUCAACCACUCGCUUCGUGAGGUUUUUGUUUUCUAUAUGUUAGUAUUGUUUGUGUCCCACUAGAAGGCAGCAAACACAAUGGCACUACUUUCCCGGGAUUCAAUGACUUCAUGGGCGAUAGCCCCCUAAAGUGGAAGCUGUAUUUAUGCUCUCGUCGUCCAGAUUCUGGCAUCAUAAUUAGGGCUCCAUAUUUCCGGGGUUUAUUUGCCUUCUAAUUUGUGUGCGCUUUGUUAGGGCGUUUAUUUUUACCUACACAUUCAAUGUUUUUUGGUAUCUAUCUUUGUUGUCUGAUGAGCAUUUGGUAUUAAUGGAGCUGGGCUUACGUUGAAAACUCGACACGGACGUGGGCUUUUCCAACACUCGGGGAGCACGUGCGUUACCCAAAUACUUGAGAAACGUCAUCCAGGUACCGAUGGGGGAACAAAACAAAAAACCCAGAUAACUGGUGUUUUUCCUGACGAAAAAACCCGCUCCCCAAACAGUCCAGAGUGGGCUGCAUAACGAGUCUACACGAAAUAAAGCUUUAGAUAAAUAUUUCUUCCUGUAAACAUUUUUUUUUUUAUUUUUUUCAUUCAAACACAGUUUUAGUUUGGGGUUUUUCGGUUUUCCCUGACUUUGAUAAGGCCAGAUGAGGGGAUACCUUACAGGGUUUCUUGGGAUAAACCAAAAACACAAGGACCCUAAUGAUAAUGCACUGCGCCCGAUGCAUUGAUUGGAAAGAGACACCGGGGCUAGUGUGCUGCUGCUAGGGAUGUGAAGAAAUAGGUACGUGUACACCUCUUUCACAUGUUGAAAGAGAUGUGCAUACAUUGUCUUGCUCCUGUUUUGUUAUUCUUCAUUUACACACACCUACUGCCAUCAGCAUGCUUUUCAGCUCAUUGUGACAGUGCCACCUUUGCAUAUAGUGCCACCUUUGCACCUAUGCCUUAGUAGGCCUUCUGGGCUGGCAGAAUAUUUUCAUUAUGUUUGUAAGUUUUUGUUUUAUUUGUUUUUUUUUCGUUUAAAGCAGUGUUUGUAACCAUUUGGAAAACAGUGUCGGCUGUUUGAAGCCCUUAUGGAAGGAGAACACAGUCAGAAUGUGUAUUUGGAAUAACAUUCACAUUUGUGCUCUGUCCAAGAACUCCAAAAGGUUUUGUAGUAUAAUAAGUAAAUGAGGAGCUUGGACAAUAAUUUUGGAAUGGAGUCCUCAAGGAGUUUGUAUAGGUAGCUAGAGGAAGAUCUGUACUGCAUAGACCCCUUUGAAAAUUAUGCCUUCCAGUAGAACCGAAAAUACUACACAGGGUUACUAUGUCUAUCCUUAACCAGCUCACCUGCCUAGUUACUUUAACUUCAGUGUUAAAGAUGCCUUCGAGCUGGCAAGUCCACAUCUUAUAAAAUGAACACUUCCAUAACAAUAACAUGUGCAUUUCCAUAGCUACCAGUAUGGGCUUAUGAAAGUGCAUGUUUAGCGGUAUUGGCUUGCCCAGCUUGUUACACUGUUUUCGAAACCUUUAGGAGAAGCAUGUGAUUUUUUAAAGGGGUCAAUGCCAUGUAGGGGUGAGUUUACAAUUGACAUGUUGUGUUAGUAUGGAACCGGAAUCUGCUGACCGUUUGACUAUCUUCGACAGCUCGUUCCUUGUAGCCUUUGCUUGUAUGUUUGUUUGACGUCGACUACCGACUGUUUGUGCUUGGUUCUGUAGAAUCUCUCCUGUGUGUACUGCAGAGGCAGACAACCUAGUCACACUCAGACGAGUUCCCCCUCCUAGAGACACAAGCUAGUCUGUUUGGCUUUCCACGAGUUCCUCCUGUCGACGACUAACGAUCCCUGGGGCUCAACUGCAGGCAUGAAAGAGCUCUUUUGAGAUAGAAGCAACAUUGUGUGUGAUGUAAUUUACUGAAGGAGGGAAGGGAGGGGGGAGCAGAUAGCCACACAUCCUGCUUUUGUACAUAGACGGGGUGCCCCCAUUUUGGCCACUAACUGCUUUCUGGAAGUGUUCCAGACGGCUCGAAAGCUUAGCAGACGGCGCCGCUGACGCCAUAGUGUAAAUUGAGUCAGUUUGCAGAAGAUUUCUGUUGUGUUGCUCGCGAUGUGUCGUGUCUGGCGUUCAAGUUCAUGACUGGUUGGGCGAUCUUAUCUCGUUUUGCUAUCUGGCCUUUGACCUCCGGGACAAACUGUGAUUACGGAGAAUUCAUGGAGAGUGAGGGGCGGCUUUUGGAGAGAGCCGAGAUUCUUGGGAAAGCUUGGGGUAGGGGUUUUGAAAACAUGUUGAAUUGCUGUCGUUUCCGGAUCUUGUUUAUCUCAGGCCAGUGGAAACGGCGUACUGCCAGCGUCACUGGUGUUUUCCAGGUCUUUUACGCAGGGAAACCUUCGAGUGUUAUUUUAAUUAUUUCGAAACCUUAUGAUGGGAUGUCAAAGUAAAAUAUGAUUUGUACCACUGGUGUUUCUUUCCAGUCCAACUUUAGGCUAAGCAUUUUUUUUGUACUUCCUCUGAUUUUACGGUGAUGUCGAAAUAGCUCGGUAGCUUGCAUGCUAGGUAAAGUUUGCACAUAACAUAACAAAAUAUGUUUUUUAACAGACUUCCUCUUGUGUCGACAGCAGUACAUCUGUAGUGAUUACACUGCAAGCCCGUGUAACCUCUCAGUGCCCCAAUCUGUGAUUGAAAUGUCCAUGUUUAAUUGUUUGAACAAUUAUACCGACAUUGGUGCCCACCGCUUGUGUUACGAGGUGAUUCAUUAAAACGCCACUGACUAUCAUA